Molecule: messenger RNA, 3448 nt
Organism: Caenorhabditis sp. 36 PRJEB53466
Lineage: Eukaryota; Metazoa; Nematoda; Chromadorea; Rhabditida; Rhabditidae
Source: the annotation of a GenBank genome assembly
AUGGUCGUCGACAGGGAUGCCUCCGGGCUUCGCAUGAAGGUACCCCACUCUUUUCUUGGGUCUCGACACGAACACUCAAUUUUUAGGGAUUUUUAGGCCAAUUUCUGAGCACUUUGUCUAUUUUCUUUUACAGUUUCACUGCCUUAUAGAUUUUCAGUGUCUAGGCACAAAUAAUUUCGCUGUUUUCCACUUUUUCAAUUCAAAAAAUGCUACCUUCCCCGAGGUACGGUACGUUUUAGCUACAACUAACAAGUAGACCGAGUUCAGUGCGUUCUAUGAAAAAAAUUGGAAUGAUAGUGUCGGAAUACAGAUAGGAGUACGACUAGAGAAUAAGGAAAAGUCAACUGACGUACUUAUACAACGGAAAAAAAUCAACAGCGAACAACUGCUGAAAGUGUAUUAUCGGUGAAACUGUAAAAGAAUGUUUUUAGCACGAGAGAGCAACUUUAACGAUUAAUAUGGUACAUCCAAGUGAUGAUAUAGUGACUUUUCUGUGAUGCUACCACACACUCACAGAUGGCAUUGAAAAGAACAAAGCAAAAACAAUCUGGGUCCGUCCCGAUCCACGUCUUGUGUGUCGUGGAGGAAAGAAAACAUUCAGUGUCCGAGUCCCAACUCUCAGAAAUGCCUAAACGUUGUGGCCGUUCGACAAUCUGUUCAUUUGUGUGAAUGCUUGUGUCGAAUGCAAAGCCUAGGAGUUUGCUAGGCCACGGCCACAGCUUUAACUGCGCACUGGCGCUCGGAUAGUGAAUGUUGUGGCAAUGAGAGGCGAUUUAGACCGACUUUCACAUGAAUGGUGCAAAGAAUGGCACAGAAAAGAAAUUUGGUAUCCCGAAUCUACCAUGUGCCAAAUUUUACAGAAAAAUUCAGAGCUGAUCGAAUUUCGGCCUGGACUUUUGGCCCACUUGCAAGGAUCCGAUCGGACCCAAACUUUGCAGACUUCUUAGACUUGGAUUGAAGUCUGUUGGGUCCAAGUUUCACAUCGAUCCGAUCAUCUGGUCCCUUCUCAGGCCCGGAUAAUCGGAUCGGUCUGAAACUCGGACUCAAUAUACUUCAAUCCAAGUCCAAGAGUCCUGCAAAGCUUGGGUCCGAUCGGAUUACUGCAAGUGGAUCGAAAGCCCGGACCGGCUGUUUUGUCUCCACUUUUUUCCCAUUUUUCGCUCCGAUCUCUCGUGCGAAUCACUCGUUUUUUCGACAAAAAUCACCCCACCAAAAAGUCGGUGUCUCUCGGUCCGACACACUCUCUCUCUCUCUCGCCGCUCCCGUUUCUUCGGUUUAUCGGUCAUUUCUCUGUGCGCUCUCUUCGAAUUUUACAAUAUUUCUUCUUUUUCGUCUUUUUUUUUGAUAAAUGAGAGAAAGAGAGAGUGCAAAUAAUACUUUGGUCAAACGGAAAAGUGGCAGGGAAAUUUAUUGGAAAGGGGGGCGAAAAUUGAAGAAGAAAGAAAAGUUUUUCAGUUUCAUAGAAAUACAAGGCUGUAUGCUCAUUUUAAAACGUUUUUUUUCUCUUGUGCCGUCGAUGAAAUCGAAAAAACAAUCGAUCGAUUACUUGCGUAACAAAUAUUCUCGCAGGUUGAUGGCAAAUGGCUGUACAUCAGCGAGGAUUUGAUGAAGAAGCAUCCGGGCGGAGCUGUUAUCGAGCAAUACAGGUAAUUUCGGGUUCUCCACACGAUUUCCGUUGUCUUGAGCGCUCGCGAGGGUGUGUAGCAUUUUUUUGAAAAUAGUCAUGAUUUUUCAAAGUUUGCUCCUCCCAACUAGAUAUUGUAAACUUGGUUUUUUGCAGAAACGCCGAUGCCACACACAUUUUCCACGCUUUCCACGAGGGAUCCUCCACUGCCUACAAACAAUUGGAUGUAAAAAUGAUGUAUUUUGUGAAUUAUGAACCAAUUCUCAAUUUUAGCUUCUGAAAAGGCACGCAGUACACGAUGAGACGACUAAAAAACUGGAAGAGCAACUCGAAAAACGAUUGGAUCAAGCGGACAUCAACGUGUCGGCCUACGAUAUUACUGUAGAACAGGUAAAACUGACAGUUUCUGCAUUUUGUCGUAAGAUCUGGUGUUUUCACACUUUUCGCGCUAACAGUAAGCAAAAACAGCCAUUCGACGUCAACUAAUUUUCAGGAGAAGAAAAUGGUGGAAUCGUUCGAAAAACUGCGUCAAAAAUUGCACGAAGAGGGUCUGAUGGCGGCCAAAGAGCAGUAUUUCGUGCUCAAAUCCGUCUCGACACUCGCCAUCAUGGGAUUCGCGUUUUAUCUUCAAUCCUUGGAAUUCUACAUGCUCUCGGCGUGUUUUUUGGCCCUCGCGUGGCAACAAUUCGGCUGGCUGACCCACGAGUUUUGCCACCAACAGCCGACCAAAAACAGGCCGUUGAACGACACGAUUUCGCUCUUUUUCGGCAACUUUUUGCAAGGAUUCUCGAGAGACUGGUGGAAGGAUAAGGUUCGUUGGGUUCCCACAGAUAACUGCACACUUUGUCGUACACUUUUCGAGCUAUCACUGAUUUGUUGCAGCACAACACUCACCACGCGGCGACGAAUAUGAUCGAUCACGACGGAGACAUCGAUCUGGCGCCGCUUUUCGCCUUCAUUCCCGGCGAUUUGUGCAAGUACAAGGCGAAUUUCGAAAAGACUCUUUUGCGGGUACGGUAGGACUACUGUCGACUUUUUGGAAUUUGUUCAAACGCUCAACUUUCAGAUAAUCCCAUACCAACACCUGUACUUCACCCUCACACUGCCAAUGCUCCGUUUUUCGUGGACCUCGCAGUCGGUCCAAUGGGUUUUCCGCGAGAAUCAGAUGGAGUACAAGGUGUACCAGCGGAACGCAUUCUGGGAACAACUGACUAUUGUCGGCCACUGGACCUGGGUCAUCUACCAGUUGUAUUUGUUGCCCACGUGGUGGAUCCGCGUCGCUUAUUUCGUCAUUUCGCAAAUGGGCGGAGGUCUUUUGAUCGGACACGUCGUCACUUUCAAUCACAAUUCCGUCGACAAGUAUCCCGGUGAGCUUUUCGGCACUUUUAUGCUAUUCGUCUCAGUAAUUGUUCGUAAAUUUUGAAAUUUCAGCCAACUCCCGCAUCCUGAACAACUUUGCCGCCCUUCAAAUUCUCACCACACGCAACAUGACUCCAUCGCAUUUUAUCGAUUGGCUCUGGGGUGGACUCAACUAUCAGGUAGCCGCUUUUUCUGCGUUUUGUCGUAAGAGCACACUUUUCGCCUCAAUAAAGUCGUAGAAUCUCGCGGAAAAACGGCGAUCUGACUCGAAUGUGUUUGCAGAUCGAGCACCACUUGUUCCCGACGAUGCCACGUUGCAAUCUGAGCGAGUGCAUGAAGCACGUGAAGGCGUUCUGCGCGGAGAACGGACUGCCGUACCUCGUCGACGACUACUUCGACGGAUACAGGAUGAACUUGCAGCAGUUGAAGAAUAUGGCGGAGCACGUGCAGGCCCGCGCCGCCUAA